AUGGAUCAAUCCUCUACCGCAGCGGCUGUCACGACAUCAGCAAGCACGCCUGCAACAGCUGUUAGAACACCAACCCUGGCAACAGCGAGUUUAAAAGCAGGUUCUAUUCAUAACAACAACACUAGUUCAGGCAAUCUUCACAGUAUCAUGCCCGGCAUCUCAACCUCGACCGAUCUCGGCACAACCAUUCCUUCCUUCGCUGCUGCCCGUCGUGCAAGAGCUGAUACUUUACCUUCUCGACCUUCAUCUUUACUACAGGAUAGUUCGUCUCAAGGCCUUGCUGGAACUAAUGCCUUCUCUCUUGGAAAGGUGCCCCCGGGUGUACAGAGACCCCUCCGAAGGACUCCUAGCCUGCUGGUACCCCCGCAAUUAUCGACACGUCAUCGAUCUGGGUCCUUAACCUUACCCUCCGCCUCUAUAUCUGCAGCUUUCGGGCCAUCCAUCUUUACAUCUUCCUGGGGUGAUCCUGAUUCUCCUAAUGGUGAUCGUCCAGCGACUACGCCAACUACUCGCGAGAUGCUCUUUGACUCUGAAAACGAAAACGCAAUCAUGAGCACAUUAGACGCACUUGGCUUGGAUGAUCCUGUUCAAUCUAGUACCGGCACUAGUUCCGCCAACAGCAUGGGCAUGGGUAUAGGUAUGGGCUUGGGCAAGACUGGCAGUGCCACUGUUAAUACCAACAACAGUAGCAGCAGCAGUCUGAACAAUAAUAUUGCCCCCGGUAUCAGCGCCAAUCACCGUGUUGGUGUCGAUUUGCGCAGUCGAUCUGCCUCGUUUGCCUCCUCUGCUCUUUCCCACCUGGAACUUGGUUCAAGUCGCGGAUCUCCCUCCUCCAGCUCAUCUCCUUUAGCUCUAGGUGCCCUUACAAGUCGAAGUGGCAGUAUUAAUACCACAGCAGCGUAUCAGGAAGUUCUUGAAGACGAACAUGAAGAUGAUAUUGGUCUCUUAAACUCGAACGCCAGCUCGCACUCAUCUGGUGCCUCUGGUAUUUAUCCCACUGGCGCUGGCGGCGUCCAUCAAUUUCAGACGCUCCAACAAACACACUCGCGUCCUAGGGCCAUCAGUAUGGGUUUUCUGGAGAUGCCACAUGAUAUUGUAGAGGAACAGCGCAAGUUUGCUAAUGCUGGCCCUCGUAGCUACAGUGAUAUGAAGGCUCGCCAGACGCACCAGCGCACGACAAGUGCUGGUGCUGACAUGCUUUCUGAGAUUGUCAAUGGCCAUCUACCAACCACGGACAAGAAUGGGGUCUCAAAUGGCAACAUAUCGAGUGGAUCAGCGUUGGUACAUGGACACUCACAUUCCUUGUCGCUUAAUUAUAGCAGUCAGCUUCAUGCACAGCAACAGCAGCAACAACAACAGCAGCACACGUCAACACAGCGACCAGGACAUCAGCAUAGCAACAGCUUUGGUGGACGUAGCCUUGCGGACGAUGUUGCUUUCGGUCAUGUUCAUGGCCUUGGCAACAGCGGGUCCAACCUUAGUCUUACCAAUGGAGCUGAUCCUCACCAGGAUAUCCAGACUCUUACUGGCACAGCAACACCACCCUUCAUAGAACAAGGCAUCACCUCCAACUCAGCCACGGCGAUCACUCAACAGGUUCCCACUCGUUCGCUCUGGAUCGGAAAUAUUGAUCCUAGUUUUACAAGUAAUGAUCUCAUGCAAGUUUUCAGUCCCUUCGGACCUGUUGAGUCUCUCAAGGUGAUCCCUGACAAGGAGUGUGCCUUCAUCAACUUCACGCGUGUCGAAGACGCUAUGCGAGCUAAAGAGGACAUUUCUGAGCGUCGCGGAGGACGUAUCGGGAAUACUACUGUUCGUGUUGGCUAUGGCAAGGCAGAGCUAAUGGUCAAUGCCGACGCACCAGUAUCGCAUCCUACCCGCGCACUUUGGAUCGGUAAUAUUCCUUCGUCUACCACACCAGCGAUGCUACAUGCUAUGUUUGCUAACUUUGGAGCAAUUGAGUCAGCCAGAGUUUUGACGCACAAGUCAUGUGGCUUUAUCAAUUUUGAAAACAUGGAGGACGCCGUCGUUGCCAAAAAGGUCACGCAUGGACAAGAGAUCUUUGGCCCUGGUACAGGAGCUGUAAGGAUUGGAUUUGCCAAAGUCCCUGCUAAACAGUCUCCCACUGAUAGUCCUUCGCUGGGUCAUGGUGAUCCUUUGGAUGGAGUUGGAGAGGGCAGAUCGAGCUCGACGACCAACAGCCAAUCCUCAACCAGUGCUGUGGAUCGAGAAGCAGCGUCUGAAGACCCUGCCAUGGAGCGUCAGGCCAUGUUGCGCGAAUUUAGUGAUGGGGAGCCAGAUCCGGUAUUGUCCGAGCCUAUCCCUGCUUCUUUGACAGAACCUAUCGUCUAUUUUACUUCAAUUCCACCUGUGGCGGAGCCCUCACCUCACCGUCGGCUAGAUGCUCCGAGAUUGAGAGAAAUUCGUAAACGACUGGAUAGUGGACAUUGCACACAAAAGGAACUGGAUAAUCUCUCGAAUGAAUGCAUAGACGAGUGUGUUGAACUUUGCAGUGACUAUAUUGGCAACACUGUUAUCCAAAAGCUUUUUGAGCGUUGUUCAGAGUCUCAAAAGACAAAAAUGCUCGAGCUGAUUGCUCCUCAUCUAGCAUCGAUCGGUGUCCACAAGAAUGGUACUUGGGCAGCUCAAAAAAUCAUUGAUUGUGCCAAGAGUCCUGCGCAAACAGAGCUUAUCUGUAAACAUGUUCGUCCAUACACACCUCCUCUUCUUUUGGACCAAUUUGGAAACUAUGUCGUACAAUGUUGUCUGCGUCUUGGACAGUCAAGAAAUGGGUUUAUUUUUGAGGCUAUGGCUGACAAAUUUUGGGAGAUUGCACAGGGUCGCUUUGGUGCUCGUGCUAUGAGAGCUUCCCUCGAGAGCCAGCACGCCACUAAACAGCAGCAGAAACAUGUCGCAGUUGCAGUCGUUCAGAAUGCGUUGGCCCUCGCUACAAACCCCAAUGGAACACUGAUGCUCACUUGGCUUUUGGACAACUCACAGCUGCCUGGUCGAUACCGUGUUCUUGCACCUCGACUUGUACCACACAUGGUGACAUUGGCGACUCACAAGCUAGCGUCUCUCACGAUCCUCAAGGUCAUUAACCAACGACAAGAGCUGGAUGCAAGCGACAUCAUGAUUAACAGUAUUGUCAACUCAAACCAGGACCAGGUCUUGGUAGAGAUCUUAGGGGAUCAAGUGCAUGGUGUUAGUCUGAUCCAAAAGAUUUUGGCAUCGCCCAAUGUAGAACAACAGCAGAAGCACGUGUUGGCAGAAAAAGUCAAGGCCGUGCUUUCAUCAAAACUGAACACCCAAAGUAUGCAGGGAUGCAAGCGUCUAUUAGAGGAGGUUAAUAUGAUCUUGGGAGGAGACUAUUCGCCAACAGAACAGGCGAAGCUGACACCAGGAUCCACUGGAUAUUCAUCUGCAGAAUUCUCAGGUUCAGCAACCAACUUUUAUACAGGUAUGGGUAACCAUCAUCUUCAAUCUCUCGCCAUGCCAUCCGAUACCUCCACCAGUGUCGACUCGAGUUCGGCUCUUAACACGGAAGGACAAGAGAGUGUCCAUUCUGGAACUUCUACAGCCCCUGUGACAUCUGGAUCAGCUCAUAUGUCAUCUUCGGCCAUGACACAUGCCAGUGGAUUCUCAGUUCAACAUAGUCCAUAUUAUACUAUGCCUCAUGGACAGCUCUAUGGACAUUAUCCAGGCCAAAUGUCACCCUAUUACGGCCCUGGUGCAUACAUCCCGCAGCAUGUACCAUCCAUGGGAUUCGGAGGCAUAAUUCCACAGGGAGGAUUCAGUCCUUAUGUGCCCAUGCCUCCUCCAGGGAUAGGUGCUGUUCGUUUGAUCGAUUUGAUGGCUAAUUCUUAA
Lobosporangium transversale is the source of this 3864-nucleotide messenger RNA. RefSeq lists its product as hypothetical. The record is from RefSeq and is a predicted model, not a curated record. Bases 1 to 3864 code for a protein of 1287 amino acids. Lineage: Eukaryota; Fungi; Mortierellomycota; Mortierellomycetes; Mortierellales; Mortierellaceae. The transcript has 8 exons. Gene Ontology annotation, molecular function: RNA binding.